UUCUGAUUCUCCGCUCUUGCCCGAGUUCGCAGCGCAUCAAUCACCUUCAGAGCCAGGCCUUGCCAUUCUCAUUACUUAUCCAUUAGACCAUGGCCCGUGUAUCAUUCCAACCGACCCCGCCAGCUCGUUUUGCCAGCACUCUGGCCAAACGGUGGGGACCGACGCUAGGCAUAUGGGGCUUAUUGUCUGUUACCCCGGUUGUGAAAAAGGGUUUUCUCGUAAAUAUUCCGCUGGUGAGGUUCUAUGUUAUCAUGUACAUUCAUCCUGCUCAUUGUUCAAAUCUUGCGCGUGACGGAUACAACUUUAGAUUGGGAAUUACUACGAGGACAAAACACCUGCUUCGGACAAGCCGUUCUGAAUGUCCCGCAAUUAUAGACACAUACCGCCCUUUGAAAUACCACUAUUUCAUUUAAUGUAGAAUGCGGCCGCCCAGAAUAUAAAUUUGUGAUCAUCUAAAU
Messenger RNA from Suillus subalutaceus, 458 nucleotides. RefSeq lists its product as uncharacterized. Lineage: Eukaryota; Fungi; Basidiomycota; Agaricomycetes; Boletales; Suillaceae. The record is from RefSeq and is a predicted model, not a curated record. Bases 90 to 413 code for a protein of 107 amino acids. The transcript has 3 exons.